Molecule: messenger RNA, 2855 nt
Organism: Cuscuta epithymum
Lineage: Eukaryota; Viridiplantae; Streptophyta; Magnoliopsida; Solanales; Convolvulaceae
Source: the annotation of a GenBank genome assembly
AAACAACCCAAUCGCAUAAGCUCAAACCUAUUUAAUCAGCCACAAUAUUUCUCUAAGAGGAGCGCUGCAGUUAGGACUUGAGUGAUGUUACCGUUGCUGCCUAGAAACUCUUCUCCCCCCCACGUGUAUGUCGUGUUUACUCGGUGGCUUUGGGGACUCGGGAGGUUUAUGAAGAGAGGUUGAGAACAGGGAAUCUGCAUCAUGAUCCGACUAUCAAGCCUGGACUGGGUUCUGCUCGCUGUCCUCGCUGUCUGUCUCUCUUAAACCCCACCUCUGACAAGUGACAACGCAGAAUGGACAAUCACACCGUUUUGCACGACUUUACUGCGGUGGCUGGCUCUGUAAUGGGCGGAAUGCUUAGCACAGUCUAUGGGUCGAACACAGGAAUCCCCUUUGUUCAGAAGCGUGUCAAGGGACCAAAGUGGCUUCCUUUUAUAUUUGGGGUUUCUCCACUUCUGAUGUUUUCUGCAGCUAGUGCAGCAUUUAGGGCCUGUUUACUAACAGAAAUAUUUUCCAGUUUUCCAGAAAACUGGAAAACUGGAAAACAGAAAACAGGAAAACGUGUUUACCAAAGAAAUUCCUGGAAAAAUUGGAGAAAGGAAAAAAGAAAAACGCGUUUACCAAAUCGUUUUCCAAAACGGAAAAAAUGAAACAUGUCUCUCAUUUCCUUAAUGAUUUGGAGAAGUGACUUUUACUAGUUUUCCAAAUUUGGAAAACGCAGAUGCUACAGUGUCUUUGCAAUGAAUUUGCAUACUUACACCUAGUGGUGGGUCCGGUCCCGCUCCGAUGUCGAUUCCAUUCCGGUACCUCCAUCCUCGUACCUUACCACUUACCCCUACCCUACCCUACCCACCCAACCCCCACCCCACGUACCCAUUUUUCCCUAUAAUGACCUUACCCCACCCCCCACCACAUGCCCCGACCUCGGCCCCACCCCGAUCCACCCUACCCUACCGCUACCCCCCUACCACCUCGACCCCACCUCGAUCCACCCUACCCUACCGCCACCCCCCUGCCACCUCGACCCCACCCCGACCCACCCUACCCUACCCCCACCCCUCGUAUAUUACCACUUACCCCUACCUUACCCCUUACCACAUGGCUCAUACCUCGGCCCCACCCCACCGCCAUCCUACCCCACCCCCACCCUACCCUAUCUCGGCCCCACCCGGUUCCCGGGCCCACCCCUACCGCCAUCCUAUCCCAACUCCCUACCCUACCCCUACCUUACCCCAAACCCUACCCACUACCCCCACCCUUACCGCCAUCCUACCCCCCACUGCCAUCCUACCCCUUCCCUACCCCAGCCCCACCCUGGUCCCGACCCCACCCUACCGCCAUCCUAUCCCAACUCCCUACCCUACCCCAACCCCAAACCCCACCCACUACCCCCACCCUUACCGCCAUCCUACCCCCACCCUACCCCGGCCCCACCCUGGUCCCGACCCCACCCUACCGCCAUCCUAUCCCAACUCCCUACCCUACCCCUACCUUACCCCAACCCUACCCACUACCCCACCCUUAACCCUAACCACGACCAUAACCCACCCACUACCCCCACCCAACCCCCUACCCCUAGACCUUACCACCCCACCCCGACCAUACCCCUUACCCCACCCCCACCCAUAACUUCCCUACCUGACCCCUACGAGUAGGUAUGGGUGGGUAUGAAGGGUUGUGGUGGAGUAUGGGUAGAGUGUAAGAUCGUGAUAAGGGUAGAGGUAGGGGUCAAUGGUGUGGAAUUGGAGAACUGUGUGAAAAAAUUGAUGAACAUGUUUUCAAAUUUGAAAAUGGAAAACUAAAAAAUAGAAACAGAAAAUUGGAGAUAGAAAAACUGAAAAAUAAAAACAGAAAAUUGGAGAACGAAAAACAGAAGUAGAAAACAGGAAAAUAUCUCUGUUAGUAAACAGGCCCUAGUGUCUGGUAAUUAUGCACUUACAAAAAUUUACAAGACCUCAUGUUAUGCUGCUUCAAGUGCAUCACAUCAUGGUAUAUCAUUGCUUACAAGGCACAUUGAAGAAUCACAUAUUGCAGGCGCUCAAUGCGAAAAACUCAGCUGAUUACGUCCAGAUGCACAUACUGAGUCAUCUUUCAUCUUUCAAUUUUGUAGCUAAUAUUGUGUAUAUUUGAAUCUAGUCUUAUGAAUACAGUCAAUGCCGUAGUGCUUGACUUAUGGUUGUCUAUGAGUUGAUGUUUUUUGGAUCAGCCAAAUACUUGAAAUUUUUGUUCAGUUCGACUAAUGUUAAAAAAUAUCGUGUUUACUUUGUUUUUUUUAUACCUUUUUUUAAAUCCUUUUUUUUACCCUUUUAUUUUGUAACUUCCUAGGUAUCCAUUUGGAUUAUGUUGUUUUGAUUAUGGUGAAGUUGGAUGGUAGCCGAGACAGUGACUACAAUUUCAACCGUAAUGACAACUUUGCUCCGCACCUUCGUUAUUAUAAACAGGCCUUUAUGUCUCUACUAUCUUACUUAUUUAGUAAUUACAAAUAAAAUAUCCAGUUCAAGCUGUCUUUUAUGAUUGAUAAAUGUCACACGUUUUGUCAAAAAUACUCCUUGUGGGUGGAACACGUUCAUGGUUUCUUUAGCAGACACUGUUAUAUGUGAUAUUUGAGGUUCAUCAAAUGAAGGUUCUUCAUUUGGUGAACCUAGUUUGUUCAUCAAGUAAAUGCUAUGCUAUAUGUUGGUCCACAAAUGGACAAUCAUAGGCUUUUCGGGAAAUCUACGGCAGGAACACUCAGGAAACAACAAGUUCGAAACGGGAAAGUUACAAAGGAGGUUUAGUUGCCAGAAAUAGUUUUUCCUUAAUUUGAAUUACAACUUGCCUUUUGGCGUUUACAAAUGGAAACAGCUAUGCACAAU